AUGAUCUUCAGCACGACAAAGGCAGCGGGCAUCCUGGCCCUCACGGCCGGCACGGCGACCGCCUCGUCGUACGUCGCCUCUAUGCCCGUCAACGCCCAGGGCCUCUUGAAUGAGUCUAUGGCCUGGAUGGACCAGUUCUAUGAUAGCUCCGCGGGCUACCUCUACGACUUCAGCGCCGCCACAGCGCUGAGGCACGAGACGCGCAGUUCCGUCUGGUACGCGCUGGGCCUCCUGGCGCGCAACGAGGGCGACGACGCCGCCCAGGCCGCCAAGAUCAUUACCAACACCAUCGACGCCCAGUUCAAGGUCGAGUCUGAGCAGUGGUACGGCGACUACCAGAUGUACCCCGAGCAGCCGUACGUGGGCACGCCGGACUAUCUGGGCGUCAUCUACAACUCCUGGGACCCCAACUGGCGCGGCUUCAUCGGCACGACGCUCAUCAUGGCGCUCGAGGAGUUCCCCCACCUCCUGAGCAACGACACGCAGGACCUCAUCCUGCAGUCGCUCUACAACACCACCAAGGGCGACGAGUACCGCGUCGGCGGCGUCGACGACGACAACCUGUACCCCUCCUACAGCAACCCCGCCAUCAUGCGCGCUUUCGUCUCGGGCUACACCGGCCGCCGCUUCGGCGACGCCAACAUGACGAAGUCGGGCGAGACCUACGCCCAGGAGAUCAUCGACCUCUUUGACCGCGCCAACACGCUCUCCGAGUUCAACUCGGGCACCUACACAGGCGUCUCGCUCUUCGGCCUGAUCCUCUGGUGCAAGUACCUCCCCGAGGACUCCGUCAUGACGGUCAAGGGCCCGCAGAUGCUUUCUCACACCUGGCAAGCCGUCUCGCAGCUGUGGCACCCGGGCAUGAAGAACAUGGCCGGCCCCUGGGACCGCGCGUACGGCUACGACAUGAACCGCUACGUCAGUCUGAUGGCGCUCUGGUUCUGGACGCUGAUCGGCAAGGAGAACUCAUCCAUGAUCUCCAAACCCUUUGUCAUGUCCCACUCCGCCGACUACGCCUGGGCGCCCCUCUUCGCCGUCCUCGCCAAGUUCCACGAGAGCCUCCUGCCCGAGGGCCUCGUCGCGAACCUGACCACCUUCUCCGGCGAGCGCACCUUCGAGGCGUCGACCUUCUACCCCCCUUACGACCUCGUCCCGCGCAACAUCUCCUCCUGGCUCUCGGACAACCUGACCAUCGGCGCCGAGUCCUUCCGGGAGAACGUGAUCGGCGGGCCGUCCAUCAACCAGGCGUCCUUCAACCCGGCCGUGAUCCAGUGGAACACCGGCGAUGAGAUUUCUUUCAUCUCGCUCUACCCCACCGAGAUGGAGCUCGCCGUCGAGGUCGCCCCCAACAAGCUGAGCCUCAGCUACCCCAACGGCACCGCGGACUCCAUCUUCACCUUCGUCGUCGGCACCUUCCUCAAGAAGCCCACCGUCACCGGCUGGGCCGACGUCCAGGGCCUCGCCGUCAACGUCUCGGGCAACGUCAACACGUCGUACGCCCUGUCGUUCGGCGGCUCCCUGGGCGGCACCGACUCGCCGAUCCGCGACUUCGAGUUCUGGAACUUCACCUACACGAUGCCCAGCGGCUUCAAGGGCACGCCCAGCGUCGUCCUCGACCUGAAGCUGCUGUAA
Messenger RNA from Colletotrichum graminicola M1.001, 1632 nucleotides. RefSeq lists its product as uncharacterized. The transcript has 5 exons. The record is from RefSeq and is a predicted model, not a curated record. Bases 1 to 1632 code for a protein of 543 amino acids. Lineage: Eukaryota; Fungi; Ascomycota; Sordariomycetes; Glomerellales; Glomerellaceae.